AUGAUAAAUCGAGUCGAAAUGUCGAAAUGCACCUUUUGGAGAAUGCUGGUGGAUCGUUUAUCAUCUACAUCUCUGCUUCCUAUCAAGUAUUUAAUUGAUUUACAUCUCGGUAGUACUGACGAGAAUUGCAGAAAAACAAUGGAAACAAAAAAUGAUGCAGUAUUAAGUAGAGAACAACGGUCGAUAUCAAAACGUGAACAACUGGAAGCCGAUUCAGCAACAAAUUCAUCGUUCACGCAGACGAAGCCUUCAUUGGAGCAUUUUAUGGAAGAACGAAGUGCUUGUAGAGCGACCGAACAAGCCGAGCCAGUUGAAAGUGAAAUCGACGAAUGCGAAGAUGAAAUCAAUUCGCAGCAAGAACCAAAUGAAGAUAUAAUUAAUAUUCCUGAUUUUAAAUUAUACAGGGCAUCCUUGUGGAAAAGGCUCAGAGGGGAUGUCUCCGAAGGAUCAGACGAUGGUGAUGACCAAAAGAAAUGGUCUGGUGUGCACCAGCAACAACCCAGUUCACGUGACCAUCGAUUUUUAAAUGAUAUCACUUUGGCACUAAAGAGACUAAAAUUCCAAUCUCGGCAAAUAAGAAGGAGUUGUAAGUAUGUUUAG
Molecule: messenger RNA, 600 nt
Organism: Dracunculus medinensis (Guinea worm)
Lineage: Eukaryota; Metazoa; Nematoda; Chromadorea; Rhabditida; Dracunculidae
Source: the annotation of a GenBank genome assembly